Messenger RNA from Pygocentrus nattereri (red-bellied piranha), 2550 nucleotides. RefSeq names its product class I histocompatibility antigen, Gogo-B*0101 alpha chain-like. The transcript is spliced from 13 exons. Gene Ontology annotation, cellular component: external side of plasma membrane. Bases 74 to 2107 code for a protein of 677 amino acids. NCBI's taxonomy places the organism in Eukaryota, Metazoa, Chordata, Actinopteri, Characiformes, Serrasalmidae. The record is from RefSeq and is a predicted model, not a curated record. Gene Ontology annotation, biological process: immune response.
GUUGAGUAAUCAGCGCCCAUUCCUGCUGAAACGAUGCAUUUUAAGAGUGAGAGAGCAACUGGACUGGUGUACAAUGGAGCUCCAUGUUACUCUGUGCUUACUGUACUGCUGUGCUGCCUGUACUUUAGCAGCAAAACAUUUCUACACCACCUUGUACACGGUGACGAGAGCCUCGUGCCAGCCUGAGUUCACGGCCGUGUCGUUUGUUAACGAGUGGCAGAUUACUCGCUAUGACAGCCAGAAUAAGACACUGACCGCCAUGCACUCCUGGGUAAGGGCAGCUUUGAGUGACCAACACUGGGAGAAGUACAAGGAGACACACUUAUCAGAAUAUUCAAGACUGCGAGAAGAACUAAACGCCACAAUGAAGAGCUUAGGACACAAAGAAGUUCACACAUUUCAGAGGAGGUCCGGCUGUGAGUGGGACGAUGUGACGGGUCUCUCUAAAGGCUUUGACGAAUAUGGAUAUGAUGGAGAGGAUUUUAUAUCACUGGAUCUGAACCAGAUGAGAUACGUCCCUCACACAGCACAGGCGAACAUCACGGCUGAGAGGUGGAACAGAGACGGAGCUCUGAUUCAGUCUCAGAGCAGCUACCACACCCGCGAGUGCGUGAACUGGCUGAAGAGGUUCGGGAAGACCAACCUGGACCAAACAGGAAGCAUCUCGUUCUUCCAGAGGACGGCCUUCUCCCCUGUCGUCUGCCACGUCGCCGGUUUCUGUCCCAGCGCAAUGAAGAUCUCGUGGCGCAGAGACGGAAAAGACAUGAAGGAAAAUGUCAGAAUUGGAGCCGCUUUGCCCGACGGUGAAGGAACAUACUUGAGAGACGUUUCCUUCAACAUCACUGAGCUGGACUCAAACUCGUUCACCUGUGUGGUGGGAAACACCUCCAGAGAUUUGGACAAGCAUCAGCUGAAGGUUGAGAAGAAUUUCCAUCUGGCUUGGAUUGCUGUUCUUAUAUCCAUUGGCGUCAUUUUAGUUGCUGUGGCCUGUUAUUGUAAAAAGAAGCAGUCUGACUCCAAUGGACAAUCGAUGCAGUGCAGUAAUGAUGCAGUCGUCAACAAACCGCGCGAUUUGGUUGCCGGCGUCGUCAUGAGAGGUACAGCGUUCCUGCUGCUGCUGCUGUCCGCCGUCAGCUCGGCUGUAACUGCAGGAACCCACACUCUUCACAUCGCGUUCUCGAUACAAACAGGAAUUUCCAGCCUUCCUGAGGGCAUGUCUUCGAUGCUUUUUGACAAAGAGUACAUUGCUCACUAUAACAGUGAUAAGAUGCUCAUCCCCAUCCAGAACUGGGUGAAAGAAGCACUGGGGGACGUACUCUGGAACAACUUUACAAGCUUCCUUUCAUCACAAAUUGAGCAUCUGCUACAUGGCGUACGUGAAGCAGAGCAGCUGGUAUGGGAUAAAGGUGUCCAUACAUUACAAAGAAGACUGUCAUGCCAGCUGAAUAUUAGUGGUGUUCCAGAAGUGUCUGACGAGUAUGGAUAUGACGGAGAGACUUUUAUAUCGCUGGAUCAAGAACACAAAUAUGUUGCUGACAUGCCAGAUGCCGAGACUAUUGUGAGGAGAUGGAGCAGACAUGGAAAGGAGAAACAUAUCGCGCGUCAUUGUAUAGACUGGUUAAAGAGAAUCCAAAACCAUGGAAAGAAUCGAACGCGAAGACCAGUCUCUCCUCCUGAGGUGUCGUUCUUGCAGAAGACUCCUUCCUCUCCUGUGGUGUGCUUUGCUACUGGAUUCUACCCCAGGGCAGUGAACAUGUCCUGGCAGAGAAACGGAGAAGACGUCUCUCAGAAUGUGCGUGUAGGAGAGACGUUACCCAAUGAUGAUGGAACCUUCCAGAAGAGAGUUUCCCUCAAUGUGACACCCGAAGAGUGGAACGAGAACCAGUACAGCUGUGUGGUCCAGCAUAAUGAGACAAUCAAGAAUCUGACUGAGGAGAUCAAGACUAACUAUGGACCUCAGCCACGUAACCAAGCCAUCGUCUGUAUACCUGUUGUUCUCGUUGCCUCAGUGUUAUUCAUCUUACGGAUUGCUUUGUCGAAGACGCUUCAGGAUGAGUGUGAGUGUCUGGUGAGAUGUCCUGUUGAUAGGAAACUCAUGCUGGUAUGAUCGGGGGAAAAAAACAAACAAAAAAAAAAACAGGUAAGUACUUGUCAUCCACGCUCACUCACUGGUCUUAUUAUAUCCACCUACUUUAUAUCUAAACUUACUGACCACUGUCCAUAUAGGUGCACUUCUAGAAUUUCUGCAAUUACAGACUGUCAGUUAAUAUCAAUGCUGCUAACACUGUCAACUACUGCUCAGGUUGAGCUGGUUAUGCUACUGGGGUUGUCCUGCAAACACUCCUGGUCGUUCUGUGCACGUUCCUUGGGUUGUGAUGAAUGGCUGUCAGGUCACGCUGACAUUCGUUCGUUGGACCAUGAUGAGAACGCUCUCUGGUACAGAUCGAGGGAGCGUUUGUUGGACCAUGCUGAGAACCACUCUGUGGUCGCGGUGGUCUGUGGUGACCACCAUUUUGCAAAAAUUUCAAAAUAAAAAUGAUCUUUUUUUGA